AUGGAACAAAAUCUACCAGUUUUAGCAAAGAAAGUAUGGAGCUUAGUUCGAGUCGUGUACUUCAUGCUACGUAAAGGCAUUUCCAAGAAGAAGUUACUGCUCGACCUCAACAGGAUGAUGAAGUGUGGUAAGAUCGCCGGAAAAGCCUUGCAUAAUCUCAUGUUCCACAACCACCACCACCGCUGGCCGGUGCCUUUCACCACCAACCGCCCUUCAAGUCACCUCUCCAGCCCUUCUCUUCCACCUGGUGAAUAUGAGUUCAGCUGCAGUAACAGCCCUUCUGCUAGUAACAAUGCAUUCUCUCUAUUUUUAUUCAACAAGAAACACCAUUCUAACAAUCACCACGCGGAGGGUCUUGACAUGAUGGCUGUCAAUGCUGCGGUGCUUAAGGCCAUGGAGAUGAUUCACAGUGAGACGGCAUCGCCGGCUCUUCCAGGGUUUGGGAGGAGUCCGAUUGUUAGGCAACUUAGAGUAACCGACUCUCCCUUUCCUUUGAGUAGCGUGCAUGAGGACAACCAGGUUGAUGAGGCGGCGGAGCAGUUCAUAAGUAGGUUUUACAAUGACCUACGGCGGCAAAAUACCAAGGCGUCUUUUGGUUCAUCAUUUAAUUAA
This is a messenger RNA of Lactuca virosa, 612 nucleotides long. The record is from the annotation of a GenBank genome assembly. Lineage: Eukaryota; Viridiplantae; Streptophyta; Magnoliopsida; Asterales; Asteraceae.